This is a messenger RNA of Phytomonas sp. Hart1, 1614 nucleotides long. NCBI's taxonomy places the organism in Eukaryota, Euglenozoa, Kinetoplastea, Trypanosomatida, Trypanosomatidae. The record is from the annotation of a GenBank genome assembly.
AUGAAUCGCCCCCCGGCAACCGCCACGACCUCUGAGCACGCCGUCGGGCCACCCCCAUCUUCCUCGCCGCCCACCAAGCCGCGUAGUCCUUCCGAAAGCGAUCCAACUCUCCCCCAUGCUCAUGCCGACGAGGACUUUCCCGGCGGGGCGACCAAUUUGACGGAGGGGCCGGGCCUAUCCAAGGAGGUUUGGUGGGCCGAGCGGCGCGGCCUCGACGCGCGGCUCGGUCAGGCCGUGCGGGAGUUGGAAAAAGACCUCGGAUGGGCGCGGUUUUUCAUCGUCGGCGAACUUCCCCGACCGCUCCGGCGGCGUCUACGGCCGUUGGGCGCGCGGAUCGCCGCCCGGGUUGCCGAAUUGCGCGACGACCCCCCGGGGGAUUCGUCGGGGCGGCCGGGCGGCGGUCUUUUCGCGCAAAAGUGCUUUGUUGUCCUCCAGAGCCUGCCUUUGAUGGCGGCGGGGGAUUCGAACGCGGGGGCUUCGCCCUCUACCGCCUUGUACGACCCUCGGCAUAUCGCGGAUUCCUAUUUGGCAUCCCCCGGCCCGCGUUGUGCGGCCUGCACGGGGUUUCUUCGCCGAACCUCGGCGGCGCUUUUCGACGUCCUGGCGAGGCUGUGGAUGAACGACGACGUCGCCGUGGAGGCCGCGGUGGAGUGGGUGUCCUGGCUUAGCGCCCACCCCGAGCGGCUUCAAGCGGUUUGUCUGGACUUCGCCCAGGAAGUCCUUGGGUUGAUGUACGAUUAUCUCGUUGGCUAUUAUGGCGGGGAGGGGGCGGGGGCUCUGGAAGUAGUCGGCGAGGUCGAUGGGAAAAGCCAUCGGAACCUUCUCGCACUACCUCGCGAGCACCUCUACCUCGUGCUGGAGAAUGAAUUUCAUGAUUUACCCCUGGAAGGGAUGGAUGUCCUGCGGGGUCAGAGCUGUUCGCGGGUGCCGUCGGUGGACUAUUUACGUCAGUUUGAAUUGCGCGGGGGGACGGCCCUUCCCGAGAAUAGCUUUUCUGUCGAGGCGGCUCACUUUUAUAUCGAUUCCACCGCGGUGGCGCGGUUGGACAAGUUCGAGCGCCUCCUCCACGCACACCCCCGGUGGACGGUCGAUUAUGGCCCCCUUCCCCCUCCCCCCGAUCCUUCGGACGACCCGCACGAGGGGGGGGAGGGCGAAUCGGCUUUUCCGGUUUUACAGACGCUUUUACACAAAAAACGCUCCGUCUACGUCUAUCUCGGGCAUAAACGAGGGGAGUUGGAGCUCCCGCGCCGCGAACUUUACGAUCGCUUUCCUUUUUCGCACUUUCCGGAUGUGUUGUUGAUGGGGUGUAGUUCCGCCUGGAUGAUGGGGAACGCCUUUUUCGAGAAUUACGGGAUGCCGUGGGCCUAUCUUCACGCCGGGGCGAGGACGUUUAUCGGUUGUUUGUGGGAUAUCACCAACGGCGAGGUGGAUCGGCUCUCCCGGCGGUUUUUGCGCUAUUCGACAACCCCAAAACUAGAGGGGGUCGGAGACGGGUUGUCCGUUGGAGAGGCUCUGAGCGCGGCGCGAAAGGUGUGCAAACUUCCUUUUCUAUCUGGUAUGGCCACCGUGAUGUAUGGCGUGAAUCGUUUAUUCGCUUUGGUAGAUGAAACAUGA